AUGACGUCGAGCUCCGACGAGGGAGAGAUCGUCGAGCAUGAUGCUGGAGACUUGAAGGCAACUUCACUGCCGAAGAAGCUUGACGGAAACGGUGUUGACCGCCCAGACAGAACCCGAGAUAGAUACGCGGCAUCGCGCUCUCCCGAAUACGACAGCCCGCGGCGAGGCCCGUCACGACGCAGCCCCUCGCCUCGCGGCUUCAAGCGGACGCGCGACGACCACGACUACGGAGGCAGGGCGCGAGACCAUACCCGUCGCUUCCGCGUGCACUACGAAGACCACGAUCGCGACAAUGCGCGGUCCUCGCGCAUCUCAUACGACGACAGGGACCGGUCGCCCUCGCGUGCCUCCAACCACAGCUACGAUGGGCGCAACGGAGAUCACGGCCGCGAGUCCGGUCGCCCGCGCGGGCAGGAUCAGGACCGUUACCCCGACAAGAGGCCCCGACAACGCAGUCGCUCACCCUACCGAGGCUCCCGCGGCUCCGGGCGAGACGAUAGAUACAGGAGAGAUGAUCAGGGUCCUACUCGCGGCGGUGACGUCUCACGAUCAGCACAGCAGCAUGAUCAGAACCAGCGUGACUUCAGAAAUGGACUCUCGUCGUUCAAACGGGCCUCAGUAGGAGAUGAUCCACGUGCUCCCAAAGAAGUUGCUAAACCUCUCAAAGAACAUGCAAACGGCGAGGCAAACGGCAAAGAGCCCCCUCAGGAUGACCUUCAGGAUUUUGAAGAGCCGGCAGUCAUCGACGAGGAAGCCGAGAUUGAGCGCCGACGCAAGCGUCGUGCUGAGCUCCUGGCCAAGUCCAGUUCCGCAACACCUCUCCUGGUUCAUGCCGUGCAUGCUGCUGAUCGCUCGACCAUUUCUUCUCCAGCGUACACUCGACAGGGCACACCGUCACGAACGGAUGUCGAUACCCCAUUAUCAGACAUGGGUUCACCGAGCUCCAACGCUCCCCAGGAUGUCCGAUCACCAGCUCUUGACAUAUUGACCGAAACGGAUCUCAUCAACCGACAUGCGGUCAAUGACUUGGACGACGAUGGUCCAUCGGCUGCUGAUUACGAUCCGACUGCUGACAUGCAAGAGGAUGGAAAACGCGAUGAGUUGCGGCAUGGUAACGUCGGUCUGCACGGCGAGGCCCUUGCGGAAACACAGGCCGACAUCACAGAACCUGAGCCUACACAGGCAAAAGACACAAAUGGCGAUGGUGAUGAUGAUGACGAUGACUUUGACAUGUUUGCCGACGAUUUUGACGAGGAAAAAUAUGCCGCCCCGAAGCAGUCAGAGGCCAUGGUGGUGAACCAAGACAAGGGAACACCAGGCCAAGGUCAACCAGUGGGUGGCAUUCUCGACGGUGACGAUAAGGAAGGAUACUACAAGAUCCGAAUUGGCGAGGUUAUGAACGGUCGGUAUCAAGUUCAGUCUAUGCUCGGCAAGGGCAUGUUCUCAGGCGUGGCGCGCGCUGUUGACAUUACAACGAAGAAGCUCGUUGCCAUCAAGAUCAUGCGCAACAAUGAUGCACUGCGCAAGGGCGGCUUUACUGAGAUCUCCAUCCUUCAGAAGCUCAAUGAUGCUGAUCCCGAAAACCGAAAGCAUAUUGUCAAGUUUGAGCGACAUUUCGACUUCAACGGCCAUCUUUGCAUGGCUUUUGAGAACCUCAGUCUCAAUUUGCGAGAAGUGCUGCGCAAGUUUGGUAACAACGUUGGCAUUAACCUGGGCGCGACCAGGGCGUACGCGCACCAGAUCUUUGUGGGACUGGCUCACAUGCGCAAAUGCACCAUCAUCCACGCCGAUCUGAAGCCUGACAAUAUCUUGGUCAACGAGAAUCGAAAUGUGCUCAAGAUCUGUGAUCUGGGAACGGGUGUUGAUCGGUCAGACGCUGCCACGGCGCACAACGAGAUCACGCCGUACCUCGUCAGUCGCUUCUACCGCGCUCCCGAGGUCAUUCUUGGAAUGCCGUACGAUUACGCCAUCGACAUGUGGUCCAUUGGUUGCACUCUCUAUGAGCUCUACACUGGCAAGAUUUUGUUCACGGGUGACAGUAACAACCAGAUGCUCAAGGCCAUCAUGGAAGUACGUGGCAAGAUCACGCCAAAGCUCUACAAGCGAGGUCAGCUCUCAGCGAUGCAUUUCGACGAUUUAGGCAACUUCAUCAGCGUUGAGCAUGACAAGGUGCUCGGCAAGAAGAUGACUCUCGCGCUGUCUGAAAUGGAAAUAUUGAAGAGCACCAUGCUGACACUCCUUGUCCUACAGACUGCCGUCAGAACCCUGUCGAUCGUGAAGCCCACUCGCGACCUGCGUACGCGCCUCACAACCGCAGCGGCGGGGAUGAGCGAUGCCGAGACCAGGGAUCUCAACCAAUUUAUCGACCUGCUCGAACACUGCCUAGCGCUGAACCCGGAGAAGCGGAUCAAGCCCUUGGACGCCCUGAAGCACCCCUUCUUCACGGCGAGACUCCCCCCUGCGAAGCGGUAG
Molecule: messenger RNA, 2472 nt
Organism: Verticillium nonalfalfae
Lineage: Eukaryota; Fungi; Ascomycota; Sordariomycetes; Glomerellales; Plectosphaerellaceae
Gene: PRP4
Product: U4/U6 small nuclear ribonucleoprotein prp4
Exons: 3
Coding region: 1-2472 (823 amino acids)
Biological process (GO): mRNA cis splicing, via spliceosome; peptidyl-threonine phosphorylation; peptidyl-serine phosphorylation
Molecular function (GO): ATP binding; protein serine/threonine kinase activity
Source: RefSeq, a predicted model, not a curated record